ACCUCGCGAAAUGUGGGCGUGCCGUGUUGUUGCAUGCAUGCAGUGAUCUUGUCAGCCGUUCUCAGAUAGGUACUUAUUUCGAAUCGAAAUAUAAUAGAGUAAAUUAUUAAAUCCAUCGCCAUGAGUCAAAAUGGAAAUGGCAGUCACCAUGCUCUUGAAUCAGAUGAAAUACCGGCCAAGAGACAACGAAGAAACGUGAGGGUGUGGUGUGAUGGAUGCUAUGAUAUGGUUCACUUUGGUCAUGCAAACUCUCUCCGCCAGGCCAAGCUGAUGGGGGAUUAUCUCAUUGUUGGUGUCCAUUCAGAUGCCGACAUCAUCAAGCACAAGGGCCCGCCUGUGAUGAAUGAACAGGAGCGUUACAAGAUGGUGCGUGCUAUCAAAUGGGUGGAUGAAGUAGUAGAGGGCGCCCCCUAUGUCACCCAUCUGGAGACUUUGGACGAGCAUGAGUGUGACUUCUGUGUUCAUGGAGAUGAUAUCACCCUUGAUUCUGAUGGUCAAGACUGUUAUAGGAUUGUCAAAGAAGCCAAACGUUUCAAGGAAUGCAAAAGGACUGCUGGAGUCUCAACAACAAACAUUGUCGGCAGAAUGCUUUUGAUGACCAAGACACAUCACAUGGGUGGUGAACUGAAAGAAGAAUCAGAUGGCAAUGUUAGUCCAAGAUCUAAAACACUUCAGGCAUCAAAUUCAGUGGAAUCUUUUGACAAGAAGAACUUAAAGAAUGGAUUGUGUUCAACAAUGAGUAGUCCAUACACUGGAAUAUCACAGUUCCUACAGACUUCUAACAAGAUCAUACAGUUUGCGGAAGGAAGGGAGCCCUCGCCUGGUGACCGUAUCGUCUACUGCCCUGGGGCUUUUGAUCUCUUUCAUGUUGGUCACAUAGAUUUUCUGGAGCAAGCCAGCAAACUAGGAAACUACAUCAUUGUUGGUCUGCAUGGCGACCAGGAGGUCAACCGUUACCAUGGCAGCAACUAUCCCAUCAUGAACUUGCAUGAAAGGACGCUCAGUGUGCUAGCAUGCCGGUACGUUGAUGAGGUCGUGAUCGGCGCCCCCUACAGAGUGACAUCUGAGUUGUUGGAUCAUUUUGAUGUGGAUGUUGUCGUUCAGGGGAAAACAGAAAUCCAUCUGGGGGCAGAUGGUUCGGACCCGUAUGAGGAACCCAAGAAGAGAGGUAUCUUACAGCUUGUUGAUUCUGGGAAUAACAUGUCUGCUUCUAAGAUCGUUGAGAGGAUCAUUUCAAACAGGAUCAGAUUUCAGAAGAGGAACAAGGACAAGGAAGAGAAAGAGCUGAGAAACAUCCGUCUGAUUGAAGAGAAGAGACGGGCAUCAUCGAGGAGCUCUACAGAAGAACAAACCUCUCUUGUGUCUGGGGAACAUUAGAACGAUGCAAUGUGAUUUGUUUUGCAGAAGUGGGAACAAUUCAGUGCAACUUGUAGCAGAAAUACGAUGGCAAUGCAAAAUGUACUGAUAGUGAAAUAGUCUGGUGUGCAUUCGGACCUUUAUGAUGAAGCUUUUGGUCACACCAGGGGCCAGUUUCACAAAGGACUUAAAAUGAAAUUAUGGUAAUCACUGUGGUAACAUGGCUCAUUGGCCAAUCAAAAUCAAGGUUUCCAUGGUUGGUGUCACAAUAGCGAAAUUCAUCUCUGACAUGAAUGCUCAGGAAUGAUGAGCAAAUGAAGUGGACAUAUCGAAUUCUAUUUGAAGCACGCCUCAAUUACACUUCAGUAGGAUUCGUGAUUGAUUGUACAUUGUUCUCCAUGCAUCAAUCUUGAAAACUUGUUGUACGAUCGACUACCUAGCUUUGUGCUACAGAUAGUCAAGGUCCCUGUUUCAUGAAUCUGAGCGAUGAUCGGGGGGGGGGGGGGCUGAUAUUUGCGAUUGAUCAUACACAAGCAAUGCAAUCAAUCAUAGAAAUAAGCCCCUCUGUCCAUGGCCAAGCUUUAUUGUCACAGAGUCCAGCACAGCAUACUGCAUUAUUUCUAUUCUCAUCCCCAUAGAAAGAAACAUCUUCCUCAAAUGUUUUUAAAGGUCCACAUGUAUUCAAAAGCUGCAUCGUUACGUUUACAGUGCAAGCAGCAUAUUUUUAAGUUUGUUCGUUAACAUUAUGUUCUGACAGUAUUCAAGUCUUGAAAAUUCAACCAUAAGAAUGAGGAAAAAGAUCAUAUUUAUUUAAGGGGUGUGAGAGACUGAGACUUCAACUCUCUAGCUGAUUUCAACUUUUUUUUCUUCAGUUUUUUAUGUACUUUGUAAAAAAGGUAUAAUUUAAGCUAUUUUUCAUUUGUAGUCAUUCACAUCCACAAUAAUAAUGAAAACUGGGGUUGAGAUGAUACUUGAUUUUUUUUUAGGGGGGUGGGGUAAAUAUCUAAUGAUUUAGUAUAGAAAUGCAGAAACCAAAGCCAAGACCCCCUCUAACCCCUCCCCUCGCAUAAUACUUUAAUAGGUUGAUAUUGGUGUAUGCUACAUGUAUGUUUAUAAAAUUCCUUCUUCAGUGUAUAGUGUACAUAUAAAGAUCAAAUUUAUACAUAGAUGUAAAUCAAAACUUGAUGCUAUCUCUGCCAUGGUUCAGUUAUCACAAGUUUAACAUGGACCAUACUUUAUGGAGUGCCAUUUGUCAACUGCACUGGAAAUUUAUCCCCCAAAUUACCUAUGUUUUGAAUUGAGAAGAAUAUGAUGAAUGUACAAUGAAUUUUAUGGAAUAUGUAGGAAGUAAUAUGUAACCCAGCACUCUAUAGAAGUAUGGUCUAAAAUUCUUGUGUAG
Molecule: messenger RNA, 2755 nt
Organism: Lytechinus variegatus (green sea urchin)
Lineage: Eukaryota; Metazoa; Echinodermata; Echinoidea; Temnopleuroida; Toxopneustidae
Gene: pcyt2
Product: ethanolamine-phosphate cytidylyltransferase-like
Exons: 13
Coding region: 121-1377 (418 amino acids)
Biological process (GO): phosphatidylethanolamine biosynthetic process
Cellular component (GO): cytoplasm
Molecular function (GO): ethanolamine-phosphate cytidylyltransferase activity
Source: RefSeq, a predicted model, not a curated record